This is a messenger RNA of Neopsephotus bourkii (Bourke's parrot), 849 nucleotides long. RefSeq names its product proline rich 11 (gene PRR11). NCBI's taxonomy places the organism in Eukaryota, Metazoa, Chordata, Aves, Psittaciformes, Psittacidae. The record is from RefSeq and is a predicted model, not a curated record.
AGCAGAAAAAGCAAUUUGGAUAAAAAUAUAUUGUAAAUAUGACACCCCCCUUUAUCAAAAUGCAUUUUGAUCUUUCCUGGUUUCCGUGGUCAUGUUUGCUCUGUUGUCACCAGCUGUUGCUGGUACUUGUAAUUUCCAGUUGAUUGGUCACAUUUAGCUUCUUUUAAAAGGCUGAAAUGAGAAAUACAAUUAUGGCCUCAUUCUGAAACGUUCUGUUCCAGGUCAGCAAGUCAGAACACAUCAUCUGUCCCAAGCCGUCUGUCCUCACUCCGGUCACUAGCCUUGGCCAAUGUGAAAAACAUGGUAAACCCCUUCACAACAAAAGCAUCAUUUUUGUCCUCUUGGUGCCAGAACACGGUUGCACAGGGUUUUAAGGUGGUUAAAGACACCUUAUUUCCGUCACAAAUGUACUUAAGGGAGCUAAAUACGUUAAGAGAGCAGCUGAAAAAUUUGGAAACUGAAUUUUCCAGACUCCAAGGAGCACUCCAGAUGAAUGGAACCACAGCCUCGUCUUCAGAAAAUUCUCUUUGUCAAAGGUGUAAUAAACCACUUGUGGGUGCUCCUGUACCAAGGCAGAUGGGCCUGCCAUCACCAGUAUCCAGGCCUUCUGCAAUACAGGUGCAGCCUGCAUUUGCACCCCCUCCACCUCUUCCUCCUCCAAAAGUCAACCUGCUCAAUGUUACAAACUCCUUAAUUACCCCUCCUAAAAAUCACUUAGAUCUUCGAAAACAUCUGAGGAAAGUCAAUAUGCAAAGGAGUCCUGGAGGCACUAAUGGCAAAGAAAACACAGAAUGCGGGUCUGGGUUGAUGCCACUAAUGACACAGGCACUCAGAACUUUGUAUUAUUAA